Molecule: messenger RNA, 2758 nt
Organism: Gasterosteus aculeatus aculeatus (three-spined stickleback)
Lineage: Eukaryota; Metazoa; Chordata; Actinopteri; Perciformes; Gasterosteidae
Gene: pofut4
Product: protein O-fucosyltransferase 4
Cellular component (GO): Golgi membrane
Molecular function (GO): alpha-(1->3)-fucosyltransferase activity
Source: RefSeq, a predicted model, not a curated record
GCCGCGAGCAUCCAGCCGACAAGCUAGCCGGCUGCUCGGCUUGUUGACAUUCCAUCCCGGGCCGGCGACCCGCCAGCUCUCGCCACUGAAUCUAAAGCAGCCUACGAAUACAUGUUGCAAAGAGCGUGCAGUACACACCUCAGAGCUGCAGGUGGCGCUGGGUAGAGUUGGUUGGCUCGUUACCCGAAGAAGAAGAAAGACAAAAAGCUAUACGUAGAAGAAGAAUCCGGCUGUUUUGAUUCCCUCUGUGCCGUUGGCUCAACAGAGCAUCACUUUGUCAUCACUGCCCCUCAACAGGACAACAACUGUAUGUUUUCAGUGAGAAGACUCAAGAAUAGCUCACCUUCAUGUGUUUGCUGCAGCGGUAAUGAUGGCGGGUAGGGGCAGGCUCGUGCCCUGUGCAUGUCUGGGGCUGUUCGGUGUCCUUUGCUGGGUCUGGGUCUCUUUCGCCUCCUUUACAGAUGACCAACUUCCUCCGGGGGCACCGGAUGCACUGGACCGGGGGGCCUUUCAGCCCCAGAGUGCUCUGUCAGAGAUGGAGUUUGCCUCCGUCGGUCCAUACAGAGGACCUGGCAACAAUGACCGCCGCAACAACAAGGAGCUGCCCAUCCUCCUGUGGUGGAGCGGAGGUCUGUUCCCACAUUUCCCCGGGGACUCUGAACGCAUCGACUGUGCCACAUCGUCCUGCCUGGUCACGAGCAACCGCAAGGUCCAGCUGUACAAACGGACCACAUCCAUCAUCUUUUACGGAACAGACUUCCGGGCGUAUGAGGCGCCACUCCCUCGUCUCCGCCACCAGACCUGGGCCCUGUUCCACGAGGAGUCGCCCAUGAAUAACUACAUCCUCUCCCAUGGACCGGGGAUCAGGCUGUUCAACUACACCGCCACGUUUCGCAGGGAGUCCGACUAUCCUCUGACCCUGCAGUGGCUGCCUUCGCUGGAUUACCUGCUGGGGCCUGUGGUCGUGUCCCUGGAGGAGAAGAACCGGCUGAGGAGGAAGGGCCUGGGUCCGGUGCUCUACAUGCAGUCCCACUGCGAUGUACCAUCUGACAGAAACAGAUACGUUCAGGAGCUCAUGAAGUAUAUUCAGGUGGACUCUUAUGGGAAAUGCCUGAAUAACAAACCUCUGCCCGUCCAUCUGGAGGACACCGCCACGGCUACCGGCGAAGAAGCCGGCUUCAUGAAUUUUGUCGCACGCUACAAGUUUCACCUGGCGAUGGAGAACGGCCUGUGUCCUGAUUACAUGACGGAGAAGCUGUGGCGGCCUCUCCAUCAGGGCUGUGUGCCUGUCUAUCGCGGCUCCCCAGUGGCGGCGGACUGGAUGCCCAACGACCGCUCCGCCAUCCUCGUGGAUGACUUUGCCUCCCCGAAAGCUCUGGCUGAAUUCCUCAAACACCUUGAUGAGGACGAUGAAGAGUAUGCUAAAUAUUUAGAGUUCAAAAACCCCAGCCGCAUCACUAACCACCGUUUGUUGGAGGCUCUGGAGACCCGCGAGUGGGGGGUUAAUGACAUGAGUAAACCCAAUUACCUGAAUGGAUUUGAAUGUUACGUGUGCGACCGGGAGAAUGCGCGACUGGCGGCAGAACGAGCCAACAGGAAAGCCCCUAAAACGAACCGGCCGCCUCAGUCUAAGAUGGCCAACAACUCUCACAUGGGGUGCCCGCUGCCCAGCCCGGGGUACGGACACGUCAAAGACCUACCUGCAGACGACGGAUGGUUGCAAAUAUGGCCUCAGGAUUACUGGCAGAGCCUGGACCAAGCAGAGGGGCUGGAGUCUUUGAUAAGACUUAACGAGUCGGACCCUUCGCUGCUGUGGAAGCACAUCCAAAACAUGGCUGUGAGCAGAGCCAGGGGGAAACACUGACACAGACCUCCAAAACAAACGGGAGGCUGGAGCGCAUCCAGGAUUGCAGAGGUGUCCCAUAUUAUGAGCCCUCUGUUUGAAUUAGAAAUUGAAGCAGAAAUCACUGACACGUUUUCACAAAACGUCUUUACCCUUAUGAACGAUCGAGUUCUGCUAGAAUAGAUUUUAGCUCACAUGAUUCGUUUGUCCUUUCUCCCAUGUUUGGUAAUGGGAAGAUAAUGUUCUGUAGUAUUUUCAUUGCUAAAACUGAGGUGCCAUCAUUGCCCUUACGGCGCCUCACAUUGUUAACAUUAACUGCUUGCAGUGCAAUUGUUCCACAGAGGCACAUUCUCACCGGAGGGGGAUUUUUGUUGAACUGGGGCGGAGCCAAGGGAGCUGUGCCCAACUGUGUGUGAACCCCAUCAAACCAGUAGCAAACCCGAUUAGCUUCUUCAGGCACUCCGCAGGAAGCUGAUGGUUGUUAGCUAAAGUCAGUUAUGUACACAGUUAUUUUAAAUGUCUAUGCCAGGAAAGUAUUGUUUCAUAGAGGUGGGAAGAAAGGCAAAUGUAAAGUUAAGCACAUCGGUCUUAUGGGAAUUCACGACUGCUUUUACAAAAUAGAACUCAGGAACAGCUCAUCUAAGGAAUUUCUUUUGCUGUUACUUAACAACUUCGCCCCAAUAGCUUUGUUACACGAUGCUAUUUUAUGAGAUAUUUAUGUGGAAUAGUUUUAAUAAUGCUUUUCGAGAACACGUGACUGCUUGAGACUCGGUGACAGUCCUGUGUGACGUGACUUUGCAUCACAUUUUUCUAGCGGCUUUGUAUAAAUCAUUUUUAUUUUUUUCAACAAAACAGUCAUGUGAACACACUUUUGUAUCAAGAGGAACACUUUUUAAUAAAGUCAUUUAUUUGCAA